AUGUGCUCAUUGCGUGCACGGUCAACAAUCGCUGCUCCGCUACGAAUUUCGCCAACCCCCACCUCGUUUCGCCUCCGAGAAAAACUCUUGUUCAGUUCCUCGAGGGGUGUCUCGAGAGCGACCGCCAUGGACGGAGCUGUUGCGCUGCUCUCGCUCGCUCUGUCCUCUCUGUUCCUCGCUCCGUCUCUAGCUCAGACGACAUGCCAGAGCUACGCCUUCUCGGGCAACAGGGUCUACGCGUCCUGCGUUGAUCUCCCGGUGCUGAGCUCCUACCUCCACUGGAACUACAGCGAGACCUCGUACGUCGCCGACAUCGCCUUCCGGGUCACCGAAGCGACGUCGUCCGACUGGGUGUCCUGGGCCAUCAACCCCUCCGGCCUCGAGAUGGUGGGUUCGCAGGCGCUCGUCGCCUACCAGAACUCGAGCGGGUCCAUGUGGGCCUACACCUCCUCGGUGGACAGCUUCGGGACGACUCUGUCGCCAGGGAGCCUUAGCUUCGGGGUGACGAAUAUCUCGGCGGUGCUCGAGGGCAGCGAGAUGACCAUCUUCGCGACGCUGCAGCUGAGCAGCGGAAUGACGACGGUGAACCAGGUGUGGCAGGUCGGCCCCAUGGAGAAUGGAUCCCCCGGAUCGCACGCGACGAGCGGCGCCAACGUCGAUUCAGUUGGGACGCUGGACUUCCUGUCCGGGACCACUGUGGUGAGCAGCGGGUCGGGAAGCUCGAGGCAGCGGAGGAGGAAUGUGCAUGGGGUGUUGAAUGCGGUGAGUUGGGGGACACUGAUGCCGAUGGGGGCAUUGAUCGCGAGGUACCUGAAGGUGUUCCAAUCGGCCAACCCUGCAUGGUUCUACCUCCACGUCUCGUGCCAGGCCUCGGCCUAUGCGGUCGGCGUCGCUGGCUGGGCCACCGGCCUCAAGCUCGGGAGCGAAUCCUCAGCCAACAACAAGGUCCACGGCAACAUCGGCCUCGCCCUUUUUGUCCUCGGAACUCUUCAGGGAUUCGCGCUGCUCUUGCGGCCCAAGAAGGAUCACAAGUACAGACUCUACUGGAACAUAUACCACCACACGGUCGGAUACACGGUGAUCGUCCUGAGCAUCGUCAACGUGUUCAAGGGGCUGGACAUACUGGACCCGGAACAGAAAUGGCGGACCGCGUACAUCGGGAUCGUUGCCUCCUUGGGGGCCAGCGCCGCGGUUUUGGAAGCUGUCACUUGGUACAUCGUGAUCAAGAGAAAAAAGACGGCAUUUUCAACACCAAAGAUCUCUCACAGCAUGAAUGGAGACGAUGGUUAUAGCAAUGGCAGGGUAUAGUACGAGAUUUUAGUCAUAGAUUCUGAUUUUUUUUUUCUGUUCAGCUCCAUGUUGAGGGUCUUUUGGAUUGACCCAUAUGAUAGAGAGAGCCUAUUAUUUUUUUU
This is a messenger RNA of Syzygium oleosum, 1412 nucleotides long. Its product is annotated as cytochrome b561 and DOMON domain-containing protein At5g35735-like. The transcript is spliced from 3 exons. The coding region runs from base 1 to 1308 and encodes 435 amino acids. The record is from RefSeq and is a predicted model, not a curated record. Lineage: Eukaryota; Viridiplantae; Streptophyta; Magnoliopsida; Myrtales; Myrtaceae.